Molecule: messenger RNA, 3549 nt
Organism: Tachysurus fulvidraco (yellow catfish)
Lineage: Eukaryota; Metazoa; Chordata; Actinopteri; Siluriformes; Bagridae
Product: MORC family CW-type zinc finger protein 3-like
Exons: 18
Coding region: 59-2398 (779 amino acids)
Cellular component (GO): nucleus; PML body
Molecular function (GO): ATP hydrolysis activity; zinc ion binding
Source: RefSeq, a predicted model, not a curated record
ACACACAGAGCCGAUCGGCCCUAUACACUCACUAUGCAAGUUGUGAAGGGCCCCGCAAAUGAUGCCCCACAAAAUGAGAGUGAAAUGCGAGAAAAUCAAUCAGGUUAGUCCACGUUAUCUGCAUGCAAACUCUACAAGCCACACUGGGCCCUUCAGUGCUAUAGCAGCCCUGAUUGACAAUGCUUAUGACCCAGAUGUCAGUGCAAAGCAAAUCUGGAUAGAUAAAACAGUGUUCAAAGACCAGGAUUGCCUCAUCUUUAUGGAUAAUGGAAAAGGCAUGGAUUAUGACAAGAUGCACAAAAUGCUCAGUUUUGGCUUCAGUGAUAAGCAAGCGGUAAAAGGCCAUGUUCCAGUUGGUCUUUAUGGUAACGGGUUUAAGUCCGGCUCCAUGCGCUUGGGAAAGGAUGCCAUCGUGUUCUCAAAGAAAAAUAACACCAUGUGUGUGGGUCUUCUGUCACAGACUUACCUCGAGAGGACAGGAGCACAGAAUGUCAUAGUGCCUAUUGUCGCAUUCACAACCACUGGAGAGACUGUCGGUGGUCCACAGAAGUAUGAAGAGUGUCUCCAUGAUAUUCUCACCCAUUCUUUGUUUAGCACUAAGGAAGAACUGCUAACUGAGUUCAGAGCCAUUAACGGCCCACACGGCACCAACUCCACUGGAACUCGCAUCAUCAUCUGGAACCUUCGCAGAAUGUCCUCGGGUGAAUUGGAAUUUGACUUCUUGAAGGAUCGUUAUGAUAUUCGGCUCCCUGUUGAUGUUAAUGAAGUCAGCAAAGAGCCAAACAACGAGCCAGAGAGCCAAAUAUCACCACCAGAGAGUGAAUAUUCCCUGCGGGCAUACAGCAGUAUCUUGUACCUAAAACCUAAAAUGCAGAUUAUUAUACGUGGGCAGGAGGUAAAAACUCAGCUCAUCUCCAAAAGCCUAGCAUAUAGCAUUAAGGACACGUACAAACCCACAUUUCUCAAAAAGAGAAUUAAAAUCACCUUUGGCUACAACACAAAAAGUAAAGAACAUUAUGGACUGAUGAUGUACCACAAAAAACGCCUCAUCAAAGCCUAUGAACCUGCUGCCUGUCAGCGUAAGGCCAACAAAAUAGGAGUGCGAGUUAUUGGGGUAAUAAAGUGUGACUAUCUCACACCAAUGCACAACAAGCAGGACUUUGAGAAGACGGAAGAAUACAGGAAAACUAUGCAAAAUGUAAGUACGAAGCUUGAGGAAUAUUGGAAGGAAGUCCGCUACAGACAUCAGAAAUCCAAUUGCAGUGUACCUGUUGAAGAAGAUGUGGAGAAACCAGAUCAAAACUGGGUGCAGUGUGAUGGGUGUCUGAAUUGGCGAAAACUUCCUGAUGGCAUUGAUUUGUCGCAGCUCCCUACUCAGUGGUUCUGCUACAUGAACCCUGAUCCCCAGUUCAGGAUUUGUACAGUUGAAGAGGAGCCAGAGGAUUCGGAUGAUGAACUCAGAUACCAGAAAAUUUACAAACAGGAAAGUUGUACAGUUGAUGAGCUAGAGGAUUCGGAUGAUGAACAACCCAGAAACCAGAAAACUUACAAACAUGAUGAGAAAAAUCAGAAGUUGCAAAAGGAGAAGAACAGACAGCAGAGCCCUGUUCAAGGAACACCUGACUCCCUGCUCAACUCCAAUCCCCAGAGACAUGCAAGCUUCUGGUCUCAUCAAGUCCCCACUCCCUGGCCUUUUUCAUCAAGGAAGAAGAGAGCCAUGGGCCCAAGCCAGGAGAAUGAAGAAAUGAAGAGAGCCAGAAUAAGAGACUGUUUUGGCAGCAACACACAAAGCAGGCCAUCAACAUCCACAGCCUCACCUGAGUUCUGCUCCUCACCAAUCCUAGACAAUUGUGAUGGUAAUGGUGAUCAAGCAGCAUGGAAAGAUAACAAAACAUCUCUUAUCCUUAGAUACCCAGCUUUAAAGCUGGAAAAGGAGGAUACAGAAAUAAUGGAAAAAGAACAGUGGAGCAAAAAUGGAAAAAAUGAUAGCAAUCCUUCUGACCACACACAGGUGGAGAGUCUAGAAAAGGUGCAUUAUAAUUUGACAACUUCCUGUGAGAGCCUGAAGAAAGCUUUAGAGGACAUGAAGAGAGAAAUUGAAAAGGUCAAGGUAUUUGCAGAAGAUCGAGUGUUCAAGACAAAUUUUCCUAUAUGCUCCCAUGAAGAAUGUACAGCAACUGCAGCAGAAACCUCCAACUCAGGAAGAGGGACAGAUAACAGUACCCUACAGACAUACAAACUCAAAUUAAGAGAACUCAGACAAACAUUGGCCCGUCUCCUGGUCACUCUCGCCCCUGAUCUGGACCUUCAGCAUGUGAAUUACGAUUGCGAUGCCAUUGAUGAGAUUCUCGUUAAGGUUGUAAAUGAGAUGUCCCCUGCAGAGACAGCCUCUACAUAGAAAAGAUGGUGACCAGAUGAGCAAAAACUUUUAAGUCACAUUAAUCAUUUGGUUGUUUUAAUGCAUAAAUAACUACAUACACUGUUGUUUUUGACAAGACAUUAAGAUUUUUAUUGCAUGCCUUGUGAUUGAUUAAGUGGAAUGUGAGAAAUUGAUUUGCACCCAAGUUUGCCAUCAAUAACAUUUAAUUAUGUUAAUUAUAUUAAUAUAUAAUUAAUUCACGUGCCUAUACAAUCAAGCAAAUGAUCUUGUUAUACGUGUUUUCUUAAAGAUUAAAAAUUCUUAAUUCUUUUGUAAUGGCAAAAUUUUUCAGUGCUUCUUUUUUAUUAUUUUAUUUUCCUCCUGGUCUGUUUUUGUAAAUGUCUAAUCAUAAAUGAGGGAUUGGUACAAUGUUUUACUUCUUUUUCCCUUUUUGUGGUUUCCUUCACUAUGGUUACUGACUUCCUGUUUGUGCCAAUGCUUGUGCACCAUCAAGGAAGUGUUCAUUGUUAUGCACAUCAGUGUAAGAUAUAUCCUGUUAUCAUUCAAGACUUUAAAGUUUGGUGUAAAGUCUACAAACUUUCUAAAACUAGUCAUUUUCUUGCAAAAUAUUAUCAAUAAAUAUACCCACUCCUAUUGAGAUGCAUCAUUUCUUAAGACUAUAAAAAAUAUACCCAUUUAAAUUUUAAAAUUGUUUAAAUUCCUAUUACAAAAGAAAAUUUCAGCCACUAUGUGUAUUGUGAAGUAUGUUUUUGUAUUUUAAAACUACAUUUUGUAUUUAAAACAAUUAAAUCUCAUUUUUAACCUCAUUCUUAACUUCUAAAAUGUUGUUAUCUAUAUACUGAUAGAUAGAUGUUCUUUUGUUGUUAUUGCAUACUGUAGAAAUAAAAAUCUGUACACAAUGACAGAUUUUUCCUUGGCCACUACAGUCAGAAAUGAAACAAAAGGGCAUAAAUCUGAUUUUUUUUUUAUGGCUGCUACAUACUAUGCAGUAAACCAUAUAGACUGUAGCCUAUACAUAUAUAAAUUCAAAAUCUGAAAUGUAACCAAUCACUGAAUGUAUAUUUAGCCCCCACCCUUAAAACAUCAAGGGGGGAGGGAUGUGUGUGUUCUUGAAGUCAGUCAAAUCUGUGCUUUGUUCCAAUAAUGUAAUAAACCUGCAAAGAAUCACA